GGAGGGAUAGAUUAGGUUAGGUAGUCGAAUAUCUAUAGAGUAAUAUAUACCUAUAACCCUAUCUCUCUGUAUCUAUGGGGAAAUAAAAGAUCGAUACUACUAACUGCCUACCUCCUACCUACAUUACCUUACCUACCCACCUCAGUAUAAUAACAUACGAUCUUCCCUUGCGUCUUCUGAAUUUGAAACUGUUCACUCGCUUACCUAUAACAAUACACCUACCUCAUUCAUAUAGCUCUCGUAUCCCUUUUUUCUUCCGGUUUGGUUGAUAAGUCCAAUAUUAAAAAAAAACAAAGGCGUAAUGAGACCGAAAGAACUUAUCUGUCUUGCCCUCGGUUGCUUCUCAGCUGUCGUCGACGCUUGCAGCGGGCAUGGCCAUCAGACCAGAGAAUGGACUCAGGACGAACUCGACGAGUUGGAGAAGAAGUGGGGGGCAGAGUGGGGUUACUCAGGCAUUUCCGCGUUCGCUCACCUGCAAUACCAUAAGUGUUUGACGACGCCGAGCGAGCUGUUUGACAUCGCCAUCAUCGGUGCCCCUUUUGACACAGCUGUCAGUUACCGGCCUGGGGCACGCUUCGGCCCCCGCGCCAUCCGCGCGGCCUCGGCGCGGCAGACCUCUUUCCGGGGCUUCAACCCGCGGGCGGGGAUCAACCCGUACGCGAGCUGGGCGCGGAUCCUCGACUGCGGGGACGUGCCGGUGACGCCGAUGGACAACGCGGUGGCCGUGAAGCAGAUGACGGCCGCGUUCACGGAGCUCGGCGCGCGGGCCCCUUCCUCGCCGGCCCUGCACGCGCGCCCCAAGCUCGUGACGCUAGGCGGCGACCACAGCCUGUCGCUGCCGGCGCUGCGGGCCGCGCACGCGGCGAACGGAGGGCCCGUGCGCGUGCUGCACUUCGACGCGCACCUCGACACCUGGCACCCGGGCAAGUACCCGAGCUACUGGUCGUCGGAGCAGUCGCGGUUCACGCACGGGUCCAUGUUCUACCUGGCGGGGGAGGAAGGGCUGAUCGUCGCGAACGGGACGGGGAAGCCGAGCGUGCACGCGGGCCUGCGAACCCGGCUGUCGGGGCUGGAGGACUACGAGGACGACGACGCGCAGAACUGGGUGCGGAUCAGCGCGGACGACGUCGACGAGCUGGGGACGAAGGGGGUUAUAGAUAGUAUCAUGGAGACGCUGGGCACGGAGGACCCGGUGUACUUGUCCGUGGACAUCGACGUGCUGGACCCGGCCUUUGCGCCGGGCACGGGGACCCCGGAGCCGGGCGGGUGGACUACGCGCGAGCUGAUCCGGAUACUGAGGGGCAUCGAGGAUCUGAAUCUCGUGGGGGCGGAUGUGGUGGAGGUUGCGCCGGCGUAUCAGGGUGCCGGAGAGGAGACGGCGCUGGCAGCGGCGCAGGUGGUGUAUGAGAUAUUGAGUAGUAUGGUUAAGAAAGGGCUGAGCGAGAUGGGAAAGACGGGGGCGGCGAGUGUGGAGGAAGGGAUCUUGAUGGAGGAGUUGUAGAUGGGUGUGUAUUGUUCAAUGGGAUAUCUGGUAUCCAGGAAAAGGUGUGAUACGGGUUGAAAAGAUAUGUUUGGCAAGGAGUUUGAGAGGCCACGAUAUGAUGUGGAUGACUUGAUGUCUCCUUAACCGCUUGCCUCGAUAUUGGAAUGAAUCAUUUAGCUAUAUCAACCAAGCAUGAGCAUAGCUCAUACACAGAGCAACUUUGUGAAUAUCAUGGCUCGAGUGAAUCAUGAAGGAUAGCUUUUUCAUAGAUAUUUAGCAUUAUAUCUUAACUUCUAAGCGUGAUGCUGUACACAGAUAUUUUCAAGUUUGUGGUGGACGCAGGAAUAAUGCCGCUGUAGACAGAAACCUGUUCGACUUAUUAGCAUGUGCUGAUGCUAUGACACGAUACUAUAUAAAGAAAGUCUUGUUAUUGUUGCUAUUAUUAUAGCCACGUUGUCCCGAAAUAGCUGUCCGGAU
Daldinia caldariorum is the source of this 1960-nucleotide messenger RNA. Its product is annotated as Arginase/deacetylase. Gene Ontology annotation, molecular function: agmatinase activity; metal ion binding. Bases 302 to 1501 code for a protein of 399 amino acids. Lineage: Eukaryota; Fungi; Ascomycota; Sordariomycetes; Xylariales; Hypoxylaceae. The transcript has 3 exons. The record is from RefSeq and is a predicted model, not a curated record.